Molecule: messenger RNA, 4907 nt
Organism: Oldenlandia corymbosa var. corymbosa
Lineage: Eukaryota; Viridiplantae; Streptophyta; Magnoliopsida; Gentianales; Rubiaceae
Source: the annotation of a GenBank genome assembly
AAACCAAACAGACAAGUUCCAGUGCGGUGGUGACAAAGCUUUGAUGACUUUCUCUUUAAUAUAUUCUCUUCAAAACAUUCCCCACUUUUUUUCUUAACAAUCUCUUGUCAAUAGUUCUUUUUUCUCCUUACUCGGCCCAAUUUGGAAUUGGAUUGUGUUAUAUUAUUAUUAUUACAUUACACGCACACACACAGCGACUCUUGGAACUCACUCGGUGGAGUGCGAGGAACAACAGAGGGGACGGUGAGAGAUGGCGGACAAGCCAAGCAGAGCAGUGGUGUUGUACGGAGAUGGGUUAGCCCCUUUGAUCGAUUCAGUCCAUACCCACUUCCAUUCCAUGGCCUCCCUCUCCUCUUGUGGCUUCUUAACCCUCCCUCACUCCCCUCCUUCAGGUUAUAAUCUUCCCUUAUUCUUCAAUUAUCUUUUUUUUUUCCCUGCUUCUAAGUUCCAUCUGAUGCAACAUGUAAUAUUGGAGGAGGUGGAAGAAUAAAGAAGGCAUUUUGUUCUUUAAUGGGAUAUUUUUAUGAAAAUGGAGAAGAUUGAGUGGCCUGCAAAUCUAUCUAACUACAUUAAUGGAGAGUUUCAGUUUAUGUUCAAGAUCGGAUUUUUAUCCUUCUGUGUCAGUAUCUUUUGGAGAUUAAUAUGUUACAGCUCCUAAUUUGAAGAACUAGCGUUUUCUAUGUUUGAUUUACUUUGGGGAUUAGCGUGCAGAAAAUGAUGAGGCAAGAAUGGUUAGAGAGUUUGGCGAGCUACUCGAUGUUAAUGAGGUGAAAUUUGAUUUUACGCUCUUUGUUUCCAAUAUAUUGAUUCAUCCCGUGUAAUGAAAUAAAGGCUUAGUUCUUGUCUUGUGUUAUACUAUUACAAUGGCACAAUCAAAAUCCAAUGUUGCUUGUUUUUGUGUUCAGAAUGUGAAAGACUACACUCAAGCUGAUUCUCAGGUUCCUACAAUAUCUGACAGAUUUAUGGGACUGAAAGCUGCUCUGGUGACCAACAACUCAAAUCUUCAAUGCUUUGGGCGCAAGUGUGGAUUGACCAUCUUGUCCAUGAAUGAGAUUACUGGGAGCAGCCAUCCCUUGGACCAGCCAUUCCUUGGGGCUUCUGGGCUGUUAAAGGUGCUUGGGUUUCAAGAUGGGAAAACUUUAGAUACUAGCCAGUUUGAUUUGAUUCUUGUUCACAUGGGAGCUGGUGAAGGACCAGAUGGACUUGUGGAUAUCAAACAAGUCAAUGACCUGGUUGGUGCAUUAGUUGAUAUGGUAAAACCAGAAACUGAAAUUAGUUCACGAUUGCAUCUUUCUCUCAUAAUGAGUUACGGAGCUGUGCAUGGAGAUGGAAAUUCAAAGUCCUCACUUUCUGUUGUCAAGCUGGAUGAUAAUUCUAAACUCUCGCUGCUUUACCCUCGCCAAAGUUAUACAUUGAAAGCUGGGAAGCUCCGAGAAAAUGUUAGGUGCCACAGUCCGAUGCUAAUUGCUCAAUGGCAGAAUGCUGUGACCCGCAGAGAUUUGGUUGGGACCUUUUCUUUUCUUAAUUUCAAGGAGCAUGGAGGCAACCUUGUGAUACCUGCUGAUAGAUUCAUCCAUGAAGUAGCAUUUAAACUUUGGAAGGCUCCGAAAUAUGGAGCUUGAAGUCUCAGUUUGCCCUGGAUGCCUGAGCUUAGUUUUGAUAGCGAAUAAUAACUGAAAAUGCAAAAAAGAGUCUUCCCUUUAGGGUUCUGUUUUCUCCAGAAGAAAAAUAAAGAAAUUUGGUUGCCGAUCAAUAAAAAAAAGGAUCCAACCUCUUAACGUGUAAUAGAUGGCUUCCAAAACUACAGGGUCAUUAGUAUGUUUCCAAAACCUGUUAUUUUCUGUAAUUUGUCAGUAAAAAUAAUGUAAGCUAUUCUUUUCUCUUUCAGAUGCCUUGUUGUUUUCUACGACAUUGAUGUCUGCAUUGAUCGCUGCGUCUUAUUUAUCAUCUCGUUGUCGAAGGAGUAGCGAUCAGAAGGGAAAUCUUUGUUGAACUUCAUGAUCCAAACACAGCAGAAAGUUGCUUUUCUACGAGUAUAAUACAACAGGUAGUAGAAAGUUGCUUAGCUCAUGGUUCCCGAUUCAAUCAGGCUGAGUAAGACUCCGGAGACCAGCACAAUUGAGAUGAAAAUCCCGCAAUAAAUGAAGAAAUUAUUAUUUACAGUGUCUUUUUUCGAAACAUUUUAAAAGAUGAGGAAAACAUUUAUUUAGCUUGCGCUCAUAAGAAGCACUGGACAAAGCGAAUUCCUCUAUGAAGCAUAAAAAAUUUUCUCUAUAUUAUUGCAAAAUGAGUUAGCUCUCCAAAAUAUGGUUAAAACAGUAAGUAGCCGAAAGAAACCAUCCUAUGAGAAGAAACGAAAAAAAGCACAUCCCAAUUAUAAAAGGCCAUCCCACCAUGAGUACACCUAGGAACGUUACCACCACAAAAGGUAAAAAUGCCCGCAGCACUGAGAAGCCAUCUGCCCAGUGCCCUUUCAAAAAUAUGAGCCCAGCCACACUGAUCAUGUUCCAAUCCAUUGAUCUUCCAUAGCAGACCCGAUUCAGACAACUAGCGACAAAUGAGUGAGAGUUACACGUGAAAAGGUUGUAAGAUUUGUGCUCGAAGGAACGCAUGCUUGAAUGCAGGGCGUCGUCCCAUGUUAAUGCAGUCCCAUACUCAGCAUGUUUGUAGCCAUGCGUACAUGUGUGCGCAGAAAGAUUUGGUGGAAAGCAGCACUGUUCAAGCAAUACAGAUAUUGACACGUUUCAGUAAAGGUUCACUUUCAAUAUCUAAAUUGUCAAUCAAGCCUAUCAAUUUCUGCUAUGAACUAGUAACAUAUCACAGUUAAUCUUCUCACUGAGUCUCCAGUUGUCCAGGCCCGGAAAUAUAUGGAAGACAUUUAUUUUUCAGCUGCAAAGACAUGAUUGAGAGAGUCAUGAAGUAGUACCUGUUCUCUGUCUAACUGAAGGUAUCUGGCUACAGAACCAAAAGCAAAUUCAUCAAUAUUAAUUGAAAAAGAUCCAGAGAAAUCUAGAAUAGCACCAUCCUCCUGGCAUAUGCCAACAUGUCCAAUAAAAGGCGCCAACCACGACACAACAGGAAGCGGUGUCCAGACUAGACAACAGGGGAACUUUGAGUUCUUUGCGUCAAUUGGACUUAGGGGCCAGAAUUCAUGCAACCUUCGACCAGGACUUUUAAGUCCAGCGCUGUAGGGAUCACGUGCUAGCUCCAUCACCGAUGGCCCCCCUAGUGACUCAAAUGUUGUCAUAAAUUAUUGAUCUGUGCAAAUUGUUCACAAUUCAGACAAAUCCCUCGAACAUGCUCAACGUACAGUUCAUGCAUCUGGCACAGAACAAUGCAAUGAAGAACUUUCAUGUCACAUUUUGUUUGGAGGGGGAAAGAAAAUCUAUAGGGAAACACCAAAGGCUUCUGUAUAAAACAAAAUGCUAAUCCUGCUACAUGAUAAAUUUACAUGGAAAAAGAUUACCUAAGGUUUUUUCAUGUGUGAAAAGGUUAAUGGAAACAGACCCAAAAACACAUAAAUUGUCAUGGUCUAUGACUGUCGUCAAAAUGGCCCUCAAGUCUACUGUCGAUACACAAAUGACAAAACUAUACCCUGUCGCAAAUAACAUCUCUCUUAUAGCAAAGAUUAGUGCCACUCAAUUUCUACCACCAAUUAACAAAAGAUAAUCAGAUUUUACGAAAUCAAAUUUAAGGAUGUACAACAUCCACUUUGUUAUGCAAUGUGCACAGAAAGUAAUCAUGUCACAUUUUCCAUUGAGAUCACUUGUUCUGUAACUGGGGAUACAUUAACCUUCAAUACUUCCCACCAGUUUUUGCAGGGAAAAGUAGUACGAAAUCAACCACUCACCCUGCACAGAAUACAAGUUCCAUCCAUUGGUCACUACAAAAGGACCCGUAUUCCCCAAAACCCUAUCAACCGAUUAGAAAAUGAAGUCAAAGCUAUCCAGAAAUAUUGAAAAGAAGAUGUUCAGCACCAUUGUACUUAACAUAUCUAAUCCCUUUACUUUGAUACGUACGUAAAACUCUUUAAAGAUAUUUGUUAUUCUUUCAAAGCCAUACAAAAGAUGAAGUCCACUGGAUAUCUUUUAUUAAUCAUUUACGAUCCUUAUAUAUCGGAUAAAGAAAUGAAGUAGUGUGACUUGAGAACUGCAUCCAAACAUAGCCGCCCAAAUUAACCCAGGCGUAUUUGAUUCAAACAUUAUGGCCCAACUCAAUUUAACACCACAGCAAGUGAGUAAAUAUUCUCAAUAAAUAAGAACAGUUUUCUAAGCAACCAAUCUGUUAAUACAAAUUAAUCAUUGAUCAUCCGCCUUUUUCUUUCCGGUGCCAAUAAAGAGAAUGAAAAUGAACCAGCAAAAUCCAAGACCAAUCAACAAAGAGAUUUACAAAUGAAUAAGUAGAACCCAAGACAAGAAAUCAUGAAGAACAAUAUAUUUUGGCAAAAAAAAAUGUCAUCUUGACAAUAUCUACAAACAAAAACCAAACCCAUUUCAGAAAUCCAUAAGCAGCAUAUUUGAAAGGGACCACCAAAAAAAUAACAGCAAGAAGAACUGGAAUAAUAACAAACCUAGAUGAUCCAAGAUGAACUGGUUCGGAAACCUGGGACAGGAACCGAAACCUUUGACACUUGAUGAUGCAAGUGCAACUGUUGAAGAUAUGAGACAUUAUAUAUGUGCUUCCAAUUAAAUAAGAAAAAAGUGAGAUUAAAAAAGGAAACAACUUCUAGAGCAUGAGCGAUGAAGUUGGUGUGGGAGUGUGUGAUUUCCAACAUUUAAUUAUUAAUAUAGUUGAGGAAACUGAUCAAAUCAAUAAUUUUUGCCGAUUGAAAAAUGAGGGAGAAAAAAAUAAUAAAAGGAAGCAGAAACAUGGCAAGGUUCAUGUAUCUGCUUCAAUGGUGGACCCCC